Messenger RNA from Physeter macrocephalus (sperm whale), 781 nucleotides. RefSeq names its product nudC domain-containing protein 3-like. Gene Ontology annotation, cellular component: cytoplasm. Bases 124 to 651 code for a protein of 175 amino acids. The transcript is spliced from 3 exons. Gene Ontology annotation, biological process: protein folding. The record is from RefSeq and is a predicted model, not a curated record. NCBI's taxonomy places the organism in Eukaryota, Metazoa, Chordata, Mammalia, Artiodactyla, Physeteridae.
GGACCGGAAGUUUCACGGGCGCGCUGGCUGCCGGAGCCGUUACCGCAGCGCACCGGAAGUGGCUCCAGGCCGGCGUCCGGGCCGCGCCCGCAGUGAGUGAGCUUCCCUCCGGCCGGUGACGCCAUGGAGCCUGGGGCGGCGGAGCUGUACGACCAGGCCCUCUUGGGCAUCCUGCAGCACGUGGGCAACGUUCAGGACUUUCUGCGUGUGCUCUUCGGCUUCCUCUACCGCAAGACGGACUUCUACCGCCUGCUGCGCCACCCGUCGGAUCGAAUGGGCUUCCCGCCGGGGGCCGCGCAGGCUCUGGUGCUGCAGGUAUUCAAAACCUUUGACCGCAUGGCCCGUCAGGAUGAUGAAAAGCGGAGGAAGCAGCUGGAGGAGAAAAUCAGGAGGAAGGAAGAGGAGGGGGCCACGGCUGCGGCAGCUGCCACGGCUGAGCAGGAGCCGGUCCCCGCCCCGGUUCAGGAGGUGGAGGUUGACUCCACCACAGACUCGGGCGGCCCUCAGGAGCCUCCCGGCCCGCAGGGUGCCGUGCAGCAAGUGGCCCACCACUCCCGGGAGGCAGAGCCACCAGGAACAGGUGCUGGUGCUGCUGAAGUCCCGAGGAGACCACCAGCUCUUCCCAAGUGCCCAUUGCAGGAGGCCCUUUGAUAGAGUCACGUGGACAUACCGGAAUGCUACCCCAAAUACCCACCCUGUCGGCUUAUGGUGAAGAUUGACUGAGGUCAGUGUGUAAGACCUGGUGAGCAGGAUUCCUGGCGCAUAGUGAGCCCUCAAGUAG